Molecule: messenger RNA, 1247 nt
Organism: Owenia fusiformis
Lineage: Eukaryota; Metazoa; Annelida; Polychaeta; Sabellida; Oweniidae
Source: the annotation of a GenBank genome assembly
AGGGUUUAAGAUGUUAGGUCAUUUAGGUGGAAUACACGGUUUUCAAUCAGACUUCAGAUUCUUCCAAAGGGAACAAUCUGGUGUAUUCCUAGUCUUGAAUGGCCAAGGUUAUUAUAAUGGUGGGACAGCAACGUCGAUGAUAAGAAUGUAUGUAUCGGAUAUUCUACUUGGCCUUGACCCCUGGCUUAACAAAACGACAGCUUGUACAUUUCCUGAACCUUGGGCUCCUGGCACGCCUUCAGUAAAUCCCGUACUGCCAGUAUACAACGACAGGGCCCCGAGACCUUUAGUUGACUAUGAAGGCACCUAUGGACAUCUUGCAUUCGGGAAUGUGACAUUUACAUUAAAUGCUACCAUCAAUAAACUUUAUAUGAGAUAUGGACCUUUCUUUGAAGGUCAUUGUUCUUAUGAUGCAACUCAGGGUGUGUUUAUGAUGUCAUAUGAAGGUAUUUAUCAAUACCAAAAUGAUUAUUUCCCUGCUAGAUUUGCUCCGAACAAUUCAACUGGAAAUAUUGAUACUGUGUAUUUGAAGAUUGAUGAUUUAAAUCCAGAAGCGUUUAUCCGUGGCUUAAAGCUUGCUGAUGUCCCAGCUGAUAUCGUACCGACACAGGACCCUGCUUGCCCUACACCUGAUCUAAGUGGCUCGGCAACUAAUUUUGCGAGAAAGAACAUUAUUGAAUUACUUACGAUGACUUUCAUCCUACACAUGAUCAUUUCAAAGGGGUAUAAUAUAAGGCUUGAAAGCUGAGAGUGUCGACUUUAAGAAUCUGACCUCCAUACUAUUUUUUGGUGAUUUGAUAUUAACCCUUUUAUCCCAAAUGAGUGAAAUGAAGAAAUCAAAUCGGAAAAUGACAAUCGGUUUAUAUUUUCAAUCUAAAAAAAUUCUGACACAUUUUGGUUCAAUCACUUAAAUAUUCGGCAAAGUAUAAUUUGACAUUGAACUAGUUAUUAUUCUGGCCAUGGGGUAUUUGUCAUUUUGAAAACGAUUUUAAUAAAAUUAAUAAAUGACUCCUUAGGGAUAAAAGGUGAAUAUUUCGAACGGAGGUCUGAUUCCUAAAACAGACAGACAAGCUUUCCAACGGUGUAUUGGAACCUUUGAGCAAAAGAGUUUUAAUUGAACCUAGUUUGUACUAUUUAUAUAUAAAAAAUGAUAGUUAAGAGUGUACCUUUACUUUAAUUCAGAAUGCAAAAUUAUGAUUGUUUAUGAAAAAUAUAUAAAUAUUAAAUGGGGCAUUAUGUUCACCAAC